Messenger RNA from Crotalus tigris (Tiger rattlesnake), 6691 nucleotides. It is a transcript of the gene CERK, whose product is annotated as ceramide kinase. The record is from RefSeq and is a predicted model, not a curated record. NCBI's taxonomy places the organism in Eukaryota, Metazoa, Chordata, Lepidosauria, Squamata, Viperidae. Bases 644 to 2272 code for a protein of 542 amino acids. The transcript has 13 exons. Gene Ontology annotation, molecular function: kinase activity.
GGCCCGAUUCUCGACCGUCGGACAAAGAAUACGGCAACUACGAGGUCGCCUAACAGUCAAGUGCAAGGAAGCUAAACUCGUCUCGCCAGCUCGAGGGCGCUUCCUCCGAGAGCGCUUAAAGGGGAUUCUAGCGUGGCACCUCGGUGCCAAGGGCCAACUUGGCUCGGCGUCUUGCAACCGCCCACUUGGCAUGAGGGCGGCGACGACGGCAGCCUGGUUUUCCUACACUGGCUGGGCUUGGCAGGUUUGCAGACAGAGGAAGGUCAGUUCCAGCAGGAGGAACGGGAGAAGGCUGGGCCGAUCCAUCCGCUCUGCAGUAUCUCCCCCACCACCGCCCGAGUUUUGGCCUUCUUCUGGAGCCCCCCCCCCCAACAGACCAUCGUGCUAAGCCGCGGAAGAAGCACGAGCGCCGUAUUAGACAACCGCGCCGUGGCCGCUGCCGCUGCUGUUGAGCUUGCGCAAAUCCUUCUCGCGCAUGCUCCCUACGCGCGGGCUUGCAAAUUCUGAAGGAUAACAGAUUCUAAAACAUCCGACCGGCAGACUUACGCGGCCCGCCCGGUGGCGGCGGCGGCGCUUGCCCAGCUCUGGACUGAGCGCCCCGAUCAUGUCGCCGAAGCUAAGGACGCCGAGUCACUGAAGAGCCAUGGGCGAACGGUCCAUUCCGGCUGGCCGGCGGACCCAGCUCAUCUCCUUGCUGGUGCUGGAGCAGCGCGCCCAGGAGGUCACCUUAGACCGGGAGCUGGGGCUCUUGGCGUGGCGGAGCUUGGAGCCGCAGCCGCGCAGGGGCCGAGAAAGCUAUGCUGUGCCCAUUUCUGAGAUCAUUGCUGUUGAGGAGAAAGAAGGAGAGGGGAAACAAUCUCAUGCUGGAAGAUGGCAAAAAAUGGCAAAGCCUCACGCAUUCACCGUGUAUCACAUAAGGAGGGCACAGCAUCACCGCUGGCGGUGCAGCGAAGUGACUUUCUGGUGCAUUGAUGAACAUCUGUGUAAUCAAUGGAUAUGUAGACUGAAAGAACUACUUGAUUUACAGACCUCCAGACCAAAGCGCUUGCUUGUAUAUAUUAAUCCACACAGUGGAAAAUCACAAGGAGAAAGAAUAUAUGAACAAAAAGUGGCUCCGUUGUUUAGUCUGGCUUCUAUCGCGACUGAUGUUAUAGUCACCGAACAUGCCAAUCAUGCUAAGGAUAAUUUACUUGAAAUUCAUCUAGAAAAAUACGAUGGUGUUGUUUGUGUUGGUGGGGACGGAAUGUUCAGUGAAGUGAUACAUGGUCUAAUUGGAAGAUCUCAGAAGGAUUCGGGCAUAGAUCAAAAUAAUCCCAAAGCAAAAUUAGUCCAAUGCAGUCUCAGGAUUGGCAUAAUUCCUGCUGGUUCGACCGAUUGCAUAUGCUAUGCAACAGUCGGCAUCAAUGAUCCAGUAACAUCUGCAUUACAUAUCAUUGUGGGAGAUAAUCAACCUCUGGAUGUUUGUUCAGUACAUCGCAAUAAUACAUUUCUGAAAUACUGUGUAUCACUAUUGGGGUAUGGUUUUUAUGGAGAUGUAUUAAAAGACAGUGAACAGAAACGCUGGAUGGGCCCUGCCAGAUAUGACUUCUCAGGUUUCAAGACUUUCCUCUCCCAUCAUUACUAUGAGGGAACAAUAUCUCUUUUACCAGCAGCACCUGCCAUGGGCUCUCCAAGAGAUAAGAAACCCUGCAGAACUGGGUGCCGGAUUUGCAAGCAAAGUAAACUACAGCUGGAGAAACAACAGAAGAAAACGGAAAAGGAGAUUAAAAGGGAUGAGGAAGGAGAAUGGAAGGUUAUUAGAGGGAAGUUUCUAGCCAUCAAUGCUGUAAACAUUAGCUGUGCCUGUCCACGGAGUCCUAAAGGCCUUUCACCAGCUGCUCACCUGGCGGAUGGCUCUGCAGAUCUCAUUCUAGUUCGUAAAUGUUCCCGAUUAAAUUUUCUAAGAUACCUCUUAAGGCAUACAAACCAGCAUGAUCAGUUUGACUUCAGCUUUGUAGAGGUUUAUCGGAUUAAAAAGUUUCGUUUUACAUCAAAGCACUUCGAUAAUGGUGACAAUGAUGACCAGGGUAUGCGGAAAAAACACUUUGGUCAGUUCUGUAGAGACCACCCAGUUUGCUGCUGCCUCCCCCCCAGCAGUACCUGGAACUGUGAUGGGGAGACCCUGGAUUGUUCAACUAUUGAAGUCAAAGUUCACUGCCAAUUAAUUAAACUCUUUGCAAGAGGAAUAGAAAAGAAUCACAAACCUGAAUCACCUUGCAAGCAACUUACCUGAGCAGUUAAUUUAAGUCAACACUGCAAGAACAUGAAGGAAAAAAGGCAACAUACAGACAAGCAUUUCUGGCAUGUUAAUAAAUGUUUUUAAACUUUAUUUUUCUGGUCAGAUUUUAAUUUUGGAUAGAUUUGUUUUCAAUUAAUGUCUUUAUUUUAAAUUAUUUCAUCCUAGGACAGUGAAGAAGAUUUUUGGCUAACAUUUGCUUUCUUUUGUUAUGAAUGGAUAUUGUAUAGUAAUAAUUAGACAAUGCAGUUUGAGGGCAUUAAUUUGGCCUUGAAAAUAAGCCUAUAAAAGAUAAGUAGAUUAACUUGCUAAAGGUUUUCUCUGCUAUGUUUCUAAGCUAGAUGCUCCUUCUCUUAGGCUAGGAUAAAAAAAGCUGGUUGUUAUUAUUAUGGUCUGUCACACAGCCAGAUGUUCAGACUGGAUUUGUAUUUUUGUCCACCUAUCAACUCCUUCCCUGGGAAAGGCAGAUGUGGAUGUUUGAUUGUCACAAGAUAUAAGCUGUUCUGAGGAAAGCUACCUUUUGCAAUUGACUGAUUAUUAUCUGUUCACAACAAUGUGAAGUCACAGUUGCCAGUUCUUCAGUUGAUGCUGGCCUUCAUUCAUAUUGAAUUCUGCUGCUUAUUAUUAUUAUUUUGAUUUAAUAUAGGCAGUAGGUAAUGAGCAGAUUCUUUUAUUUUUUUAAAUACUUUCUGCCAAGCAAGAGGCCUAGAAAUGUAGAGCUAGAGGCACAGUUCUCUUCAUUUCCUUCCAAUAUAGUAUCAAGAAUGGAUUUGUGAAAGAGAAAUGGAAAAAUGUACAAUCCACUUGUGUAUGGAAUUCUUUGUUACUUAUGGCUACUAGAUGAAUGGCAAGUUGUUAAAGUCUGCAGAUUUGGUAGAAUUUUUCCCAUUGAUGUCAGGACAAAGGUUUAUUAUGUAUGUUUGCCACCUUGAGUUACUUAUAAAGUAAAAAGGUGGAUUUUUUUAAAAAAAAACUAAUAAAUAUGGUUUGAAUUUUUGGAUUAUAAUGCAAGUAAUGUGCAUUCUGCUUGUAGCAGAGGCUGAUGGAACUUCAUUCUUUUAAGGAGAUUUUUGAAUCAUGAUUCUUUAAUGGUGUAUGAUUUAAAGACAUUUAAAAUGUUAGUAUCUUAUCAUUAACCUUGUUUUCUCCUGAAAUGACAAUACUCUCAUUCAUUGUUCGAGCUAGUUUGUAUUAGCAAUCUCAGUGCAAUCCAAAUGCGCAUUCUGGGUUGCAAGUAAUAGCAAACAUCUUAUAUAUUUGUAUGUCAUAUUAUGCAUUUCAACGUAAAAUAUGUAUAUACUUCAAAGAAUCCCUUUGUUUUUCUCCUAAAGCAGUAUUUCUCAAACCUGGCAAUUUUAAGACAUGUAGAGUUCCCCCAAAAUUCUCCCAAAAGCAUGUUUUAAAGUUACCAAGGUUGAGAGACGCUGUCUUAAAGGAUUAUGUACAAAAGCUUAUCUGAAACUGUACAUACAGCCAGAGUAACCACAAAGGAUGAAGCCCCUCAGAUGAUGCAGGAAAGGCAGGAUAGAAGUGUAUGCCGCUUCAUAGAGAAGACUCACAGAAUUUUAAUUUUUCCAUGCUCCCAUAAUUGGGACAGUUUCUGUAUACAGUAUGUGGAAUGUUUUAUCCUGCCUCUCCUUUCAUCUUUUUUCAUGGUUCCCUAAAUCGCUUCUGCAGAAUUGGUGACCACCAGGAAUGUUGUGAGAUGUAGUAAAAGAAAGCAGAGGGUGGGAGGGAGAGAAAAUGUUGGCAAAAAAGCCUCUCCCCUUACAUGAAUGGAUAUCAGCCAGUGUUUCUUUCCAAGGAAAGGUUGUGCAAUCAAUAGAUCAAUGUUAGCACUUUAAGAUAUACAGACUUCAUCUCUCAAAAUUCCCCAGCCAGCCAGCUGACUAGGGGAUUCUGGGAAAUGAAGUCCACACAUCUUAAAGUGGCCAAGUUUGAGAAACACUGCAGUAGAAUCAAGGAAUAGCUGAAAAAGCAACCUAUUUCAUGUAGACUACUAUUGUAACUAGAGAGAAUUGCCUUGUCAUUUUUACCAAUUGGCAGGCUAUUUAAUUUUUAAUUUAAUAUUGUUAAAUUUCUUUGGAACUCAUUUAAAUGAGAACAGUAUUGAUACUGUACAGAAGCUCACUUUUUCCAUGAAAAGAAAAAAAAAUAAUCUGGAUGUUACCAAUUCAGAUUAUAGGUGUAUAAUCAAUUGCAUGUUUAAAUUAAUCCCUUCUGAAACAGUGCUUUUUAUAUCUAGAAUAUCAAAGAGAAAUCUAGAGUAAUUUCUGAUAUGCUAGGCUUCUACUUGCAUGCAAAGCAUCUGAUUGUACAUUUCUAGCCUGAAGGAUAUUGUCUGGUAAAACCUCUUAGUUUUUCUGAUAAAUAAACUGGCCAGAAGGUGCUAGUAUCACCUUCUAUAUGAUUUUGUAAUGACCAAACAAUAUUUAAAUGUUUAGACUGCAUCUAAUAACUGAUUAAAGACAUUACUUAAUUCAUAUAGAAUUUAACAAGUGAGUUGCUCUAUUUUGAUACUCUGGAUUGGUACAUGAUAUUGUGGAAUUAAACUGCUAUAAUCAUAUGUUCUCUUUGUAAAGGAUUUGUGUUAGAGAAGAAAAAAUGACUUCUUCAUAGAAGUUUGCAAAGAUAAUGAAAAUCUAUUCAUAUCAUUUGUAGAAAUUUUGUAUAUUAUUUGGACCAAACUUUUGCUUUGUUCUGCUAUCUUUGAACUUGUAUAAAUAUAUCUUUAUUUUUUUUCUGUCUCUGCUUUUCUUGAGAAUGUUCCAUUCCACCGUUUCCUCUUCAGUCCAAGUAACUCCUGUUGAAUUCAGUGGGAGCUGAUUUCCAUUUAAAUGUAUAAAAUUCAUUGUAAGAAUUGUAGGAUUCUUUGUAUUUUCUUAGAUGUCUAUAAUAUCUAGUUGACAUAAAUAUAAUGUUUGAUAAUAAGUCAUUAUUCAUCACUAUACACAUCAAUAAUGAUAAGCUACUGUUCAGUGAAGAUAUUUCUACAAUUCUCCAUAGGUUACUUCAGUAAUUUGGGGCACAGCACUAAAGUUAUUUAAAUGAAAUGUUUCUCAUGAAUUCUAUGCAUUGGUUACUUUCCCAGAGUCCCCAACCUCAAAAUUAAAUGCUUGGAAAGUGGUCCUGCUGAUAUUAUAUUUAGUUGCUAGACAACUAAGACAACUAAGUUAUUGCCACGAAAAACAUUUGUAUAACUCAUAUCUAAAUUGUGUUAUAGCUAAAGUAUUAUUUAUUUUGCCAACUUUGGUUCUGCUGUAAAGCUCCAAAGCUUAUUUUCCAUCCAGUUAAAUGAAUAAAAUAUCUCUGUUGGAUAUGUCUUUGUACCCAAUGUACCUUGACUGGAAUUCUACUGAAAUGGAAGCCUGGUUUUUGAAACAUUUUUGUUCAAUGUACAUUCCAUAAAUAUUCAGAUUUUUCCAUGCAUAUAAAUUACAAAAGCUUCCUAGAUAUGUUUGUAACUCUUAACUGUAGUUUAUGGUCUUCAGCAGGAUGAUUUAUGCUCUCAAAAUUAAUAAUGGCUUGGCUAAAAAAAAUUUGCUCCAUUCUCUAACAUGUUUUAGGAUAGCUUAGGAUAGCUUAAAAUAAGCUGGAUACAUAGCAGGGGGGGAGGGUUGCCAGCAGAAAGAUGAAUUCUGUAGUAAUAAAUACUUGCUAGGAAAUGUUCCAAGAGUAGGAAAAGAUCAAAAGUAUGACUAUUCUAAAUUGUCAAUAAUUAAGUUUUGUAGCAGAAUCAGUACCAUUAGAAAAACUCAAUAACCAAGUUGCUUAUAAUGUUGGCUUGUAGUAAUUUUACAAUUAUAACGCUAGCAUGAGGUAAUCUACCGGAAAAGCUUUCUGGGGUGAGGACACUUAUAUUAAUAGACAGUUUUAUUAGGACUUAUUAACAUAUCAGCUCGAUGUAACUGACCAGACCUCAUAUUGUUACCAACAUUCUGUGUUAUCCAGAAUCUAGUUGUAGCUGUAAAAAGUGACUUUUCAAAAUCAGAAAACAAAUGAGACUAUCCAGCAUAGUUCUGAAAUCAUGGUAAACAUAGAUAUUGGAGUACAACUCUGUUUCCUCAAAUUGUUACAUAGCACAAUUCAUGCUUCAUAUACUGCAUUAAGUAAUUCUUAUUAUAAAGCAAUUUCUCUGUAUAUGGAAUGCAAUCCUAUGAAUGCUGAUUUUGAGAGUAACUCCAUUAAACUAGCUGGGGUUUGGUGCUUAAUAAAUGUACAAACACAUAUUCUAUCUGACUUUUUAAAGCUCAGUUUGAAAGUAGAAUCAGCAUUCUUCAUAUGUCUUAUGUUUGGUGGGAAGCUCCACGUUGCCAUGGGGAUGAAUUUAUCAGUCUUGCUGGUUUCAAGAUUGAAAUGCAACUUUUUGUUUUUAAACUGAAAAUAUUUCUGGAAAUAAAAUUAUGCUGCAGAUGU